Messenger RNA from Numida meleagris (helmeted guineafowl), 5745 nucleotides. It is a transcript of the gene TPH2, whose product is annotated as tryptophan hydroxylase 2. The record is from RefSeq and is a predicted model, not a curated record. Lineage: Eukaryota; Metazoa; Chordata; Aves; Galliformes; Numididae. Gene Ontology annotation, biological process: aromatic amino acid metabolic process; serotonin biosynthetic process. The coding region runs from base 76 to 1941 and encodes 621 amino acids. Gene Ontology annotation, molecular function: iron ion binding; tryptophan 5-monooxygenase activity. Gene Ontology annotation, cellular component: neuron projection. The transcript is spliced from 11 exons.
UGAUGUGGAAAUAACUCUGUUCAACUUUCCACUCCUUUUAUUUAUCGAUGGCGUGCACUGAGGCCUGCUGUCCCCAUGUCCACAUGUGCCCCCACUCAAAGCCAGCUCGUGGGGCUGGAGCUCCUGACACGGGGUGGUCUGGGGCUCUCUGGUUGGGUUCAAGGCAGGCCACCACGGUGGGCACUGAGGUGUGAGGAGCUGAAGCCGCUGCCCUGGGGCCACCCCACGGCCGGGCCGUGCUGGGCUCUGGCGCAGCUCCCCCGGGGCUCCCGAGGAGCGAGCGCUGAGGGCUGCCCGGAGGUGAAUGAGGUAAGCGAGACCGAGGGCGCCCGCUCGCCCGCCCGCCGGCGGCUCCGUCACCCGACGCCGGGUCCCCCCUCGGCGGCUUUCCGUCAGCCCCCGCGGGGCCGUAUAAAAGGCGGCGCGGAAAGCGAGGAGGAGAGCGCGGUGCUGCCCCGCCUGGCUGGCCCCAUGCAGCCCGCCAUGAUGAUGUUCUCCAGCAAGUACUGGGCGAGGAGGGGCUUCUCGCUGGACUCGGCCCUGCCUGAGGAGCGCCCCGGCGGCCUCACCAUAAACAGAUCAAGCUCUGGGAAAAAUGAGGACAAAAAAGGCAAUAAGGGAAAUGGGAAAGGUGAAUCAGUUUCUGAAGGUGGAAAGACAGCUGUGGUGUUUUCCUUGAAGAAUGAAGUUGGAGGAUUGGUGAAAGCUCUCCGGCUCUUCCAGGAGAAACAUGUGAGUAUGGUUCAUAUUGAAUCACGAAAAUCGAAGAGAAGGAACUCAGAGGUAGAAAUUUUUGUGGACUGUGACUGCAGUAAGAAGGAAUUUAACGAACUAAUCCAGUUGCUCAAGUUUCAAACUAAUAUCGUGUCUCUAAAUCCACCAGAAAACAUCUGGACUGAUGAAGAAGAUCUUGACUGUGUCCCUUGGUUUCCCCGGAAGAUAUCUGAAUUAGACAAAUGCUCACAAAGAGUUUUGAUGUAUGGAUCUGAGCUGGAUGCAGAUCACCCUGGAUUUAAAGACAAUGUCUAUCGACAGAGAAGAAAAUACUUUGUGGAUGUUGCCAUGAGCUAUAAAUAUGGUCAACCCAUUCCCAGAGUGGAGUACACAGCUGAAGAAAUUAAAACAUGGGGAGUGGUGUUCAGGGAACUCAGUAAACUCUAUCCCACUCAUGCUUGUCGUGAAUAUUUAAAAAACUUUCCUCUGCUGACCAAGUACUGUGGGUAUAGAGAGGAUAAUGUGCCUCAGCUGGAAGAUGUUUCUAUUUUUCUUAAAGAAAGGUCUGGCUUCACAGUGAGACCAGUUGCUGGAUAUCUCUCUCCCCGAGAUUUUUUAGCUGGCUUAGCGUACAGAGUUUUUCACUGUACUCAGUAUAUACGACAUGGCUCAGAUCCUCUCUACACUCCAGAACCGGAUACGUGCCAUGAACUCUUGGGACAUGUGCCUCUGCUUGCUGAUCCUAAGUUUGCCCAGUUUUCACAAGAGAUAGGACUCGCUUCAUUGGGAGCAUCUGAUGAAGAUGUUCAGAAAUUAGCCACCUGCUAUUUUUUUACGAUUGAAUUUGGUCUUUGCAAGCAAGAAGGACAGCUACGUGCUUAUGGGGCAGGACUCCUGUCUUCUAUUGGAGAACUAAAGCAUGCUCUUUCUGACAAGGCCAAGGUGAAAACAUUCGAUCCAAAGACAACCUGUUUGCAAGAAUGCCUUAUCACCACUUUUCAGGAAGCUUACUUUGUUUCAGAAAGUUUUGAAGAAGCCAAAGAAAAGAUGAGGGACUUUGCUAAAUCAAUCAAUCGUCCCUUCUCUGUGUAUUUCAAUCCAUAUACUCAAAGCAUUGAGAUUCUGAAGGAUACCAGGAGUAUAGAAAACGUCGUCCAGGACCUCCGCAGUGAUCUAAACACUGUAUGUGAUGCAUUAAGCAAAAUGAACAGAUAUUUAGGGAUUUGAUGUGUGUUGCACUGUGAUUUGCUGUCAGCUGCUUAUUCUGUAGCUGUUCUAGUGACAUCACAUGACAUGGCUAACUUUUAAAACUCAUCAGUUUGCUCUUUUGAGCUUGGCCUGUGGCUUGCAUCAUUGUGUAGCUCUGUCUAACUGUAAAGUGCAGAGAAAACAAAGCAAUGCUAAUUCGUAAAUUCUCCAUGGAGUGUGGCAUCAUAUAACCAGAAAUUCCUCAACACGAUGUCAUGUACAAGUAUACCAGUAAAAGCUUGCCUGGCAAUGAGUUUGUUUCUUUAAGAUUAUUCACUUUGAUGUGUAAGAAAUGUUGUUGCUGAUUUCAGUAAGACUGAGUUUAUUUCUCUGUAAUCCCUUUCCAACUGUAAGAAUCCAGAAAAAAAUAUUUGCAACAUUUUCCAUUUUCCUUGUAAGAGAAUCUGUAUUUCUUUCUAUAGUAGUGAUGACGGUGUUUUGCCCACUUGUUUGUAACAGAACUGAGUGUCUCUUGUGACUGAACAAUACAGUUUACGUAUAUACCAAUGCAGAGAUCAGGAAGGCUAUGUAUCGGUACUAAAAGGUCUGUGAGGAUUAUAAGAAAACACUACUGACAAAUGUUCCAUGUGGCUGAGUAAUUGCAAAACAACAACAACAAUAAUAAUAAAAAUAAAAUCUCUGACAACUCAUGCAGAGAGGUAGUGAUAGUUCCAUACAUGUAUUGUCUGUGACAAUCCUGAGCCUACUUCCACUGCAGGGAUUAUCUGGAAACAGGAGUGGAAGCGCCUUUGUUAAUUCCAGGUUGUUAGCUGUGAAUAUAAAGCCAUUCUACAUCAUUGUGUGCCUCCUGCAUUCCCUCGUCUUUUGAACAUAGUCCUCUUGCAUUUCAUGCAUAAUUUGCCUUUCCUCAUUAUGCCACAUUCAACCUUGACAUGGGCAUGCAUGACUGGGUCUACAUCGUAUCAGUAUCAGUAGAUAUGAAAAGGUGAAUAUGGAAGUUGUUAUUUAAUUAUAGCCAGGACAAUUAUCAGUUAGUAGAUUACUUGUGGGGUGCUUAAAUCAUACAGACACCUAAGCUGCCUAGCUUGUACCAGAUGGAUACAGGUAAUGCCUGAGUUAAUGAACUCUACGUUAGCAAGCUCUGACAGAAGUACAAGCUCUGUCUGGGGAGUACAGUGUGGAAAUAUUUGAGCCGGCUCUUAUCUGGAAGCAAUAAUUAUGCAUGUCUUUCCUUUAUCUGAGUUAUUCUCUUCUCCUAUUAGCCAGAAUAAUGGAGAGUUGACCAUAUUGUAUGGACCCUUCGUAAUGGAAACUGCACGGCUUAUGCAGAUCAUGUCAGUACAGGUGAAAGUUCACAGCUUGUCUACUUAUAUGGAAAACAGAUACCUAUUGAAGCUGCUCUCUCAGCUCAGAGAGUCAUGCAGAUGCUCUUAAGUGUUGCUAGCAAUUUCAGCAUGAAGAGAGCACCACUUGAUAGUAUCAGCACAUCCUUAAAUAAGAGGCAAUCUAUAAGGAUAAUUUUCAUAGGGAAAUCUGCCACCUCCUCAAAGAUAACUACGAGAUAACAGAAAAUGCUCUGUUCUCUGGAUGGUCCCCGCUGCAUUCUAAUGCUGCUGUUAAUAGGGUGUGGAAAAAAUCUAGUUUUAGAUCUAACCGUGACUGCCAGUGGUACAAAUGAAGAGCUGUUGAAUUAUCCCAUGGGGAUCAGCAUGCUGGAGGAGUAUUUUAACUUCCUGACACUAGUGCUGACUCCAUUAACUAGCACUUAUUGUAGAGGAGUCACCAGCAGGCCUGGCAUAGAAGUUUCUUCCUCUUUCUUUGGAUGGAAUCUGAUGAACCUCUUGUAGCCCUUUCUGGCGAAAAUGGACCGAACUCAUAUUUACUUUAAAUGAUCUGGAAAGUCAUUGCACAAGGAAUAGUAGUUCUUAGUUCUGACAAAGUAUUGUUGCUUGCUUAAGUGAAAUAAAGGCACAAUGAGUUAAGAGAUACAGAGCUUGCAAAAUUAUUGAGUUUUUCCUUUGAAGCAAAAUUACACAGGAAAGCUUUAAAUACUUAAAAUAUCUGGGUUUAUUCUUGACUUGUAUGAACAGCCUAAAAUAAGGAUUGCACAGAAGUAAAACAACAGAAGCAUAUCUUUGUUUUGUUUUGUACUGUUAACAAGUAAAUCUUAUUAUGGAUUAGGGAGAAACCCUUGAAAUCCAAUAGCCAUUUUAGGACUAAUGAUGGCACGGAAACUGUCUACAAUGAAGAUAUAAUGUCAAUGAAACAGAACAUUGUCAAAGGAUAAUGGGCUCCUGCUGCUAGAUAUAUGCUUAAUCCAAUGAUUUUAUUUCUAUUAUACAACAUGAUUAAAAAUAAAUUAAAUAUAAUGAGCUGAGGAAUAAUAGUGAUUUAGAGAGACAAUUGCUCAUUGUUCUUACGUAGAAAAGCUGUGUUCUUACAGGCUACGGGGCAAACUUGCUUUGGGCUUCAGCCAGUCAGCAGUCGGGAAUUGGAAAGAAGGUUUUAAAAAGUGCACUAUUGCACUUUUAUGAAUCAAAUAGUUCCAGCUUAGCUGGCAUCCUUCUCUGCAGUUUUUAUUAGCAAAUUAAGAUCAGCCAUGCAGCAAUCUCCUUGGAUGACAAGCUCAUUUAGGCAUAAUGAGGGAAUUAUUGACAGUUAUCAAAUUACACUAACGUUUCAUUUAAAAUGGACCAUAUUUAUCUAAGGUGCUUGUUUAACUUUAGUGAGCUGGACUCUGGAAAUUGGACUUCUUGCUUAGGCUCAUUUAUUUCCUGUGUAAUUCUGAACUAAUGCUUUAUGGGUCCAAGAUAUAUGUUCUUGCUUUGCCUGCAUAGAGUAAAUGGGCCCGAGCUUAAUGAAUGUAAAGCAUUGCAGUGUUUACUACCAUGCAAAGUCUAAAAUGAAAAACUGCACUCUGAGACAUUGCAGCAAAUACAAAUACCAAGUUUCAUUUGCAAGCCAAGACAUGGUUCAUGCGUUUCAUUUCAUUUAUUUGGUGGAGGGAAUGGAGUGGGGAAGGUGUUAACACAAUAUAUUGUGUUUUCUGUUGUGUUUUUCUCUCUGCACUUCAAGAUCUGUUUAGAAGCCUGUUUUAAUUUUAGGCCCUCAAUACACUUUCAUGACAUAGAGUGUCUUCCUUUCUUCUUGUAAUGAUGUCCUAAAGUCAUGGAGAAAACUCCAGAAACAUACCGUACUGAAAUGUGUAUUUACUGUCAUUCUAUAAUGGAUUACAGAAGAUUUCAUGUCUUUGAGAGUACAGCCUGGGUCUGUGAGCCGAAGCUGGUGAAGGCUUUCGUGUACAAGCUACUGGUACAAAUCCAGCCCAGUCAGCAGCUACUGAGAGCUAUCACCACCAGCAGCAGACUGGCCUCUGUGUGAUGAGCUUGGAAGCUGAGAUAGUUUCGUUUUGAGUGGAGGAGAAUGAGGGCAGACAUGAUCACCUUUUUCAAACGUAUAGAAGUAGCUGCAAAAAUAGAUUUUUCUCCAGCCUCAAGAACUAAUGGACUGAAAUUGCAGGACAGGAGCAUUAAGUUCUGUAAUGGUGAGGACAGUGAAACCUGGAGGACAGAUUGCUUAGGAACACAGCAGGACACCUGUCAGUUUUUAAAGAGAACAGUUUAGACAGCUCUCAGGACUGGUAUUGGCACAGCUGGUCCUGCCUUGAGAGCAGGGAACAAGCUGCAUGGCGUCUUGCAGUCCCCUGCAGCAGCUGCCUGGAAGAGGGUUCAGGCUGCUCAUUGAAAGGCUCCACAUGAUUCUCAACAACAGUAAUGGUCAUCAGCCAUCACUGCAGAGCCUCGGCGCAGCACUUGGACCCCU